CCCCCUCUUGGCUGGCCUGGCUGGGGAUGAUGUUGCCCGAUUCAUCUGGAGGGCACCAGGUUGAAAAAAACAGAUGUAAACAUGCUUCUACCAACUUCCUGCCCCAAAAGGGAUCAGCUGGAUUUAGGCUCUAGCAACUCUUUCCCCAGUCAGAUCCCUCCCUCCAUCUUAAGGCAGCUUCUGCCAAUUUAAUUGGUUUUUUUUCUUGGUAGUGUGGGCAUAAUGGCAGCUUCAGGAGCUGUGGAUCCUAAAUUCCUACAACAAGGUUGUAGGAGCCAGCUACCCCCCUGCUCACUGACAGAUGAUGAUCUGUCUGCUUAUCCUGGCUUGGCUAACCUUCUUAUGGUUCUGACGAAACAUAUGGAUUCUUCGGGGAUGAGCAUCGCUUUGGCCCAACCGUUGGAAGAGGCAAGGAAAGAAUUACACAUCCACCGUGCAAACUGGUUGAAGUGGGAGGCAUUGCAUCGGCUUUUGCAGGAAGCUUUGUGGGAAUCGGGAGCUGAUCCUGCCCCGCAGGAGAAAAAAUUCCUGGAGACCCUGGAGCAGCAGCUUCUAGUAGCGGAGUUAAAACGGAUGCUUGAUCUGGAUUCUUCUCUGAAAAACUCCCGUCCGUCUGUCCUUGGCUUGCAACCCUCUAAUUUAACAGAGUUUCUCCCUGCUCACCAAGAACUGGAGCAAAUGCAGAAGCACCUCCCUGCAGAGCUACAGAAGCUUCUUAAGGCCAAAUGUUUGGCUUUGCUGAAUUACUAUCGUCCUGAGAGUGAUAGUGCUGGAGGAACAGCCCAGAGUAUUAUGCUGGGGACCCUGGCAGACAGUCUCGCAGUAGAGAAGCAGCGUUUGAAGGAGGCCAGAGCUCAGCAGGAAGAACUUAUAGGAUGCCUUGAGCAGCAGAAAGCUGCUUAUCCCCAGGUCCUACUACGUUGCUUAGCCCUCCUGAAAUGCUUGGCCCGCGAGUUUCGCCUCGGUGUCCAGUCUGAACUUGACCAGCUCAACACGCAGUAUCUGGAGAUUAAAUGCAGUGCUAUGUUCCUAAAGAUACGGCUUGAGGAACUGAACAUCCUUUUGGAAACCUACACGCCUGAGAAAGUGAAUGCGCAUCGGAUGAUGAGGGACAACCUGCAGGCCAGUCUGAGCCAAGAAGAACGUGAUCUAGCCACUUCCUGCAAGAUCCUUUCGAACUACGAGAUACUCGGCCCUGAAUUUGAGGAAUUGGUAAAAGAAUACACACGGUUGCAAGCAAUCAUUGAGAACCGGCGGUGGGUGCUGACAGAAUUCAGCAAAGACUGAAGCGGCUGAAGCGUUUGAACAGCGACUGCUUGCAUGGUAGAAAUAGGCCACUUGGAUAAUGGAAAUGUCACGCAAUAAAACUCGAAAGACAAAAGAGAUAA
Messenger RNA from Candoia aspera, 1388 nucleotides. It is a transcript of the gene HAUS4, whose product is annotated as HAUS augmin like complex subunit 4. NCBI's taxonomy places the organism in Eukaryota, Metazoa, Chordata, Lepidosauria, Squamata, Candoiidae. Gene Ontology annotation, biological process: spindle assembly; centrosome cycle. The transcript has 9 exons. Gene Ontology annotation, cellular component: HAUS complex. The record is from RefSeq and is a predicted model, not a curated record. Gene Ontology annotation, molecular function: microtubule minus-end binding. The coding region runs from base 223 to 1287 and encodes 354 amino acids.